Molecule: messenger RNA, 4820 nt
Organism: Crotalus tigris (Tiger rattlesnake)
Lineage: Eukaryota; Metazoa; Chordata; Lepidosauria; Squamata; Viperidae
Gene: CBFA2T2
Product: CBFA2/RUNX1 partner transcriptional co-repressor 2
Exons: 11
Coding region: 105-1877 (590 amino acids)
Biological process (GO): negative regulation of DNA-templated transcription; DNA-templated transcription
Cellular component (GO): nucleus
Molecular function (GO): transcription corepressor activity
Source: RefSeq, a predicted model, not a curated record
UAGCGCGGGGCAGGGGAGCGUCGCUGCUUUUUUGCUGUCGUUCGUGUCCGUCGGCUGGGCUGGAGAGGACGGAACAAAGGGAAGAAGUCCGUGCCGGAUCGGCGAUGGUGGGCAUUCCGGGAGCUUCUCAGUUUGCUGGUGAGAAGAGAGUAUCAGUAAUGCCAGGAUCCCCUGUGGAAGUCAAGAUACAGUCAAGAUCUUCUCCAUCCAGUAUGCCACCUUUACCACCUGUCAACCCCAGUGGCCCCCGGCCUGCUUCAUUUACCCCAGCAGCAUUAUCUAAUGGGAUGAAUCAUUCUCCCCCUACUUUGAAUGGAGCUCCUUCACCCCCCCAGAGGUUCAGCAAUGGUCCUGCAUCGUCUUCCUCAUCUUCACUGACGAAUCAACAGCUCCCAGCUACCUGUGGGGCUCGUCAGCUGAGCAAACUGAAACGCUUUCUUACCACCCUUCAGCAGUUUGGCAAUGAUAUUUCACCAGAAAUUGGAGAAAAGGUCCGGACUCUUGUUUUGGCAUUAGUGAAUUCAACAGUGACAAUAGAAGAAUUUCAUUGCAAGCUUCAGGAAGCUACUAAUUUCCCUUUGCGUCCAUUUGUAAUUCCAUUCUUAAAGGCCAACCUUCCUCUCCUCCAGAGGGAAUUGUUGCACUGUGCUAGAGCAGCCAAGCAAACCCCUUCUCAGUAUUUGGCCCAACAUGAGCAUAUUCUGCUGAAUACAAACACAGCAUCCCCUGCUGACUCUUCAGAAUUGCUAAUGGAAGUAAAUGGAAAUGGAAAGAGGCACAGUCCAGACAGAAGGGAAGAGAAUAACUUUGAGAGAGAAUCGAUCCCUUCAGAGCCUCCUGCCAAAAGAGUUUGCACCAUUAGCCCAGCACCUCGACACAGUCCAUCCCUCAUGCUGCCUAUUAUUAACCCAGCUGGGCAAUUUCAUCCUACACCUCCUCCACUCCAGCAUUAUACCUUAGAAGACAUUGCAACAUCCCAUUUGUAUAGAGAUGCAAGCAAGAUGCUGGAACACAGGGAUUUGCGAGAAAGACAUAGUAUAGGAUUAAAUGGAGGUUACCAGGAUGAAUUGGUGGAUCAUCGCCUAACAGAGAGGGAAUGGGCUGAUGAAUGGAAGCAUCUGGAUCAUGCAUUGAAUUGUAUUAUGGAAAUGGUAGAGAAGACCAGGCGUUCCAUGGCUGUCCUCCGCCGUUGUCAAGAAGCUGACAGGGAAGAGCUCAAUUACUGGAAAAGGCGAUGCAGUGAGCCCACCGAGUCACGGAAAGGAGGGAGCGAUUCAACUAUGCGGCAACAUAGUCCUGGGAGCUCAGACUCAAUCAGCAGUGAAUCUCAGCGGGAGUUCAGUAGCAGGCCAGGAACAGCUGGUUAUGUCACAGAAGAGAUAUGGAAAAAGGCUGAAGAAGCUGUGAAUGAAGUCAAACGCCAGGCUAUGUCUGAAGUCCAAAAAGCAGUAGCAGAGGCUGAGCAGAAGGCAUUUGAAAUGAUUGCAUCAGAAAGAGCUAGAAUGGAGCAGACCAUUGCUGAUGCCAAACGCCAAGCUACAGAAGAUGCUUUCCUAGUGAUUAAUGAGCAAGAAGAAUCGACAGAGAGCUGCUGGAAUUGUGGCCGCAAAGCCAGUGAGACAUGCAGUGGAUGUAACAUUGCUCGUUACUGUGGCUCCUUCUGCCAGCACAAAGAUUGGGAGAGACAUCAUCGAAUCUGUGGGCAAGGCCUGCACAGCCAAGUUAAGCCAGCGUCGUUAUCAGCCAGUCGGUCUUCAGCAGCCACCCUCAAUGUAGUUGAUGGAAUAGCAAGUCCAGCUCUGGAAAAAACAUCCGCAACCACUUCUCGAUCCUCCACUCCAGCUUCUGUAACAGCAGUAGAUACAAAUGCACUCUAAAAGGGAACUCUGCAUUCAAUACGUUUUUUGUUAUUUUGUACUUUGGAAAACAGAAACCUCAAUACAUUAUUAAAAAAUUAUAUUCCCACACUUUGGAAUUCAGGCUAUUUGUUGGGGAGGGUGGCUUUGUACAGUGACAUUUUUAGAAAUCUGUGUUAGCCCUUCUAAUUUGGGAUCUCAGAAUAAUCUCAGUGUUUCCUGGAAUAUGCAGAAUUUGUUUUAAUGGAACUUUCUCAAAAGAUACUCUAUAUCAGUGGUUCUCAACCUUUCUAAUGCCGCGACCCCAUAAUACAGUUCCCCAUGUUGUGGUGACCCCCAACCACUGAUACAUCACUGGGUGCCAGGGGCGUAGCCAAAGAAAAAGGGGAAAAAAUGGCAGACAGCCUUGUUUGGUGACCCCCAUGAAAUGGUCGUUCGACCCCAAAUGGGGUCCCGACCCACAGGUUGAGAACCACUGCUCUAUAUUGAUAUAAUUUUAAGCUUCUAACUAUCAAGUUGUUCUUCUAUUUAUCAUGAAGCAAAGCUGCUUGGAAAGCCUUUUCUCUCCAUCUAAUAUAUCCAUUCUUCCUCUGUAUAAUCUGAACAAUUAAGUUUCCACUACCAUCACCCAUUGCUGUUUGAGUACCUCUAGGCUUUUUACAUAUUGUGACAGAAUAAGUGGACCAUUUCUUUAUCAGGCAAAACUAUGUAAAUAAAAUAUAAUAUAAGCAGCCUGUUAUUUUUACCUUUCAUACUCUAGCAUUGAAGAUUUUUUUGUUUUCAUUUUCAUGUUUUCCAUCAUUCCUGAAAGGGACACAUGACCGAAAGAUGCUGUACUUGUGCUUUAAAAGGAAGAUCCAAAACUUGUUCAACUCAUUAGUUUUUCACUUACCAAUUUUGGGAACUUAUGGAUACAAAGCAGAAUACAUAUGAAUUGGUUGGAGGGAUUAAAAUGUUCUAUCUAAAAUUUUUCCAGAACAUCUUAUUGGAUCAUUUAACUGAUUGUUUAUUUUAUCAUCCCAACUCUGUCACACAUUCUUCUCUGCAUAAAUGUUGAUGAUUUUAUAUAUUUUGUUUUAAAGGUGCAUUAGUGAAUAAAUUAACUGCCACAUACCACACAUGACUCAAACAGUUAUAUCCUAUAUCCAGGCUUUCAUGUUCAGGUAUCCUCUAGGUACAUUGAUUUUCAGUUUUCAUAUUUCCCCAGAUUAGAUUGACAUAAUUGUCUAUGGGAUUUAUGGACUUGAAAUCAAAUACCUAUGGAGGGUGUUGUGUUGGAGAAAUUAAAUUUAUUCUCUCAGAAGAUGUUAGUAAAAUUAUAGAAGAUUCAUAUCAUUUAAUAACAUUCAUGAACAGCCAAGGCUAAUGAAUUUAAUUCUCUUUUUCUGUGAGCAAACUAAAAUUAUUGAUUCUAUUGAAGAAUUUCAUGUAUUAAAGUAUUAUGGAAUCUUUCCAAGAUACUUCAUGAAUUCUGUAGGUUCCAAGUUUCCAAGAUCUAUCCACUGUGUCUUUAUAAUGUAUCUAGUUCUUUUGCUGCAUUUAAGAAGGAUUUUUUGUGAUUUUUCCAUCUUAAACAUGCCAGGUUGAUCUUUAUUCAAAUAGAUCGAGAUCAGCGGAGAGUAGGCAAAUCACAACACAGAUGGAAAGCAAGUUUUGUUAGCUUUAAGAUGCAAAUUCCGAGUAAACGACUCAAUAUGGGGAUGGUUGAAAAGAGUUAUUCUCUUACAAUUACCUCUAAUAUACAUAGUUGCUUUUUGCCAACACUAACAUCAGAAACUUGAGAGAUAUAUUUAUGCAUCUAGUUCGAAUCUCAGAGGAGUGGCUUCAUAGAAAGGCUUUUAUAUUUGAAAAGUUAUCAGAAUUUAUUCAGAUUCAUGUUUAUGAAAAUCCAGUACUCUGACUUCUAAUCCGCUAUUUGUGGUUUACCACAAACAUCUGUUUUGCCUUACUCAGAUAUAGUAGUGUGUCUUAAUAUUAAAUUGAGGGAAUUAAUAUACAGUACAGAGGAAGAAGGCAUUUAUAUAUAAGUAAAGGCUUUAUUCAUAUGAUGCCAAAAUCUCAUGGUUUGAUGUUAUGUCUGAGCUAAUCCAUUGUAGCAAAAUAAUUUUUAGGGUAUAUUAGAUACUCUAAAGUAUUAUUUGGUGCUUGCUUGUUUUUGUUUUGCAAAUUCCUGUGUUGCAUAUUUCCAUGAAUGCAUAUGCAUAUGCAUUGCUUGGAGAAAAAUAUUUGAUUUAUACCUGGAACUCAUCCUUUAGUGAUGAUUUACCAAAGAUGGUUUUUUUAAAAUUCAUGCUGUUUAAGAAAAAUCAAAAUCCAAGGUCAUGAUUUCAUACAUGUUCAUAAAUACAUUUUUAGAGUUCAUUUUAAGAAAAGGUUUGUAGUAUUCCAAGGAACUAUCAAGUUUGAACUGUUCCCAAGAUUUUUCAGUGAAUGUGAAAAUAUGAAUUAAAGCUGUGGUGCUAACAUUAUUUACUUGUUCCAAAACUGAUUGCCACCUAAUUUUCUCCAUAGAACAGAAUGAUACAAGAUCAGUUCCAAAGAAAAGUAUGAAUGUGUGUUCGUCUGAGAGAGAGAAAGAUUAUAUGUGUGUGUGAAAAAACGUUCAUUGGCAUUCUAAGAGUAUAUGUAAACAGACUGUCUUCCAUAAUUUAACAUGCAACUACAAUAGAUUGAUGUGUAUUAAGUGAAAAAUACAUCAAUGUACACAGGUUACAUAUUACCAGUCAUAAUUUUAAAAUGAUUUUUGAAAAUGGAAAUGAAAGAUAUGAAAUGCUACUAUGGGAAUACUUUAUGGAUCUUGUUUUCUAUAUAUUUUUGUCAUUGAUUCUAUAUUAGGAAUUUUUGUUACCAAUUUCAUGUGCAUAACUUAUUUAAUAUACUGUAUAAAAGAACCCAAACUGUUACAGAUGUAUUUAGUUUGUUCUACUCAUAGUAGUCAAUAAAGACUAUGUUCACCUUAUAAUA